Micropterus salmoides (largemouth bass) is the source of this 5398-nucleotide messenger RNA. RefSeq names its product Ras association domain family member 8b (gene rassf8b). NCBI's taxonomy places the organism in Eukaryota, Metazoa, Chordata, Actinopteri, Centrarchiformes, Centrarchidae. The record is from RefSeq and is a predicted model, not a curated record. The transcript is spliced from 9 exons. The coding region runs from base 345 to 1655 and encodes 436 amino acids. Gene Ontology annotation, biological process: signal transduction.
CACUCAGUGACGGGCAGAGUAGCAGCAGACAGGCAGGACAGCAGAAGCCUUGAAAGCUCCUAUGUCGGAUGUCCAAUAACCGCACGGGUUAUAGAGGCGGGGAUGCGCGCACACCGUUAACUCUGAUGUUGGCGCAGAGCAGCACGGAAUUAAACAGGAUCUCCGGCAAGUGGCCCGCAAAACAUGCAGCGGAAAGUACCGGAUUUGAUUGAGAAAUACUGAGGCUCCAGCACAACAGGAGAGUUUCAAAUGCUCUAACACGCAGUGAUCUUCCGCAGAAAAAAGGAUGGACAGUAAAACACUAUUAUCACCCCCUUGUGGUGUGGAGGAAUGAGGGCCUCUGGAUGAAGGCCAUGGAGCUGAAAGUGUGGGUGGACGGAGUGCAGCGCAUCGUGUGCGGGGUCACGGAGUUCACCACAUGCCAGGAAGUGGUCAUUGCUUUGGCACAAGCCAUUGGACGUACUGGUAGGUACACUUUGAUUGAAAAAUGGCGCGAGACAGAACGUCACCUGGCUCCACAUGAGAAUCCUGUAGUGUCCCUCAACAAGUGGGGUCAGUAUGCCAGUGAUGUCCAGCUCAUCCUCCAGCGGACCGGCCCGUCUGUUAGCGAGCGGCCCACCUCUGACGGGCAGGCUCGAGUCCCAGAGCGUGGCUUCUACCGGCAGAGCCUUCCGCCUCUGGCCAAGCUCCGCCCAUCAGGGACAGACCGCUCCCUCAAAAGAAGGGAACCCAAACGCAAGUCUCUGACCUUCACUGGAGGGGCCAGGGGUCUGCGGGACAUAUUUGGGAAAAGCAGAGAUGCUGAAGCUAAACAGCCCCAGCGCGGUGUGAGUCUGAAUCUGAGCAGGGUUGGGGGUGUUGGAGUAGCAUCUGUACCUGGGAGUCCAGCCAGUGAGCUGAGCCGGCUGGUGCAGCUGCAGAGAGACAAACUCCAGGCCCUGGAGAGCCGUCUGCAAGGCUGCGAGGCUGAGCUACGAGACUGUGAGAGGGCCACCGGCCAGGCCAAUGAAGGGGAAAGUCUCGAGGAGGAGUUGAUGCUUUUAGAGCAGCAGGUGAGGAGGAACGAUGCAGAGAUGGAGGAGGAGGAAUUCUGGCAGAACGAGCUGCAGAUCGAGCAGGAGAGCGAGCGGAAACUCCGGCAACAGCUCUCCGAGCUGCAGGGAGGGGUGCGCAGCUGCGAGUCCAAGCUUUUAGAGUACUUAGCACGUAUACAGAACAUGGAGGCAGGCCUGGAGCAGGAGCGGCUACAGCAGGAGGCCGAGCUAAACCAGAAGAUAGAUGAGGAGGAGGUGCAAGCGCAGCUGGAGAAAGUGAGGGCAGAGCUGGAAAUGCAGAGCCAACACACGGCGCGGCUGGAGAGCAGCUGCAGGGCGUUGGAACAUUCGCUUGGCCAGUCCAGCAAGAGAUUACAGGAGAAGGAACAGGAGCUGGAGCAGCUGACAAAAGAGCUACGACAGGUCAACCUGCAGCAGUUCAUUCAGCAGACCGGUACCAAGGUCACCGUGCUGCCUGCUCAACCUACAGGAGAAAACAACAACGAAGUGGAGUCUGGCUCUCUGAAACAACUUGGCUCUUCUCGUCUCUUACCCAGUGACCUUCGCACUCUCCAAAGCACUGUGUCCUCCAGCUUCAACCCCGAGGGCAUCUACGUUUGACCCCAAACUGACAGUAUUUGGGCAGCAGGGCAGCCUGAUGUUAUUAGGAUUGUUAGUACUUGUGACUGGAAGGCCCAAGAAUUGACUCCUAAAACUGCUGAAAUGCUCUUGAGCAAAGCCCUGAAGCAACCAGGAACACGCUAGGUGUGGAGGAUGUUGACAAAAAAAACUAAAUGGGAUAUCACAGAAAACAGUUGUGACGACGAAACUUCCAUCUGUUUAGCAUCUUUCCUGCACUGCCUCCUCUUCAAUCUCACUAGGACAGAGACUCAAACUGAUGUCAAUAUUCAUUUGCAAGCUAACAUUUAUUCUGUCCACCACUCCCGGACUGCAAAAGCUCCAUUUCCUCAGAAUCUAAAUAAUUCACAUGCCAGCACAUGUGCUUUUGUUGACUGAGGAGGCUUCAGGCAAACAGUGCAGAUAAACAUUAUUUUUUUGUGAAUCAGAAACCGGGGGGAAUUUCAGGAUGUGUCUCACAUGUAAACAUAAUCCAUGCACGAGCAUGCAAAAACACCGACACCACACCUGUGCUAUAACCAUAGCCAUAUCCGAUUGCCUUACUCUGGUGUUUAAAAACCAGACGUCAAUAAGUCUAAUAUUAAAACAGAACUUAAGGUAGCUACUUAACUAUGCGCCAUAUAAAUUUGAUGAAAUAGCACCAAUUCAGGUGAUACCUAGUCAUGGUAACUGAUGUCAGUAUCACUCACCACUGGCGCAAUCCUUUUCUUUCACAUAAGUUUGAAUUUUUGUAUUGAUUUUAACGGGAAAUAAAUUUGGAAAAAAUGAAAAGUUAAUUAUGUAAAAAGGAAUAGAGGAGAAAAUUGAUGGAGUAACAUUGUCAACAACUGAACAUUUUUGGUGAAAUAGUUUGGUCAUCUUCAGUGCAGCGCCAUUAAUCUCCUCUUUGUUUCAGUUGAACACUUUCUCCAAAAAGCUCUGGUGUGAAUGGAGAGAUAGCAAUGAGGGAGGCCUCUGAGCCUGCAGUGGAAAUCCAGCCUGGAAAAUUUGCCAACACUGACUUCACACCCAAUCUGACCACCAGGUGGCGCCAAAACAUAUAUUAUUCAGACAGGUGAAAGUUAACUGUGUCAAAGUUACUCCUGGUCUGAUGUUAUCAGCCUUCGUUCAUUUUAAUGGGUCAAAAAUGACAUAUCAUUGAAAUAUUACACCAACAUGCUAUAUUGUUUUGUCUGAGUUUCAUUUGAUUUUUAACAUUUUAACGAAAUAAAGAUGUCUUAUAUGAACCAAAGCUAGUAUAAAAAAAUAGUUAGAUGAAUGUACUUUUUUACAUGUAUGCAAUGCCCAUGAAGUGUCGAUCGACUUGAAUCAAGUAGUAGUCGCAUAUAUUUUUCAUGGUAGCAGGAAAAGACAGAAGACACAGUAAAGGCAAUGACAAACCUUGUAAAAAUCUGACACCUUCUUUUCAGGCUAAAACACUUAAAACAAUGCAGCUACAAUUCCACAAGUGUCUGGAUGUCGCUGCAUUUACCCAAUUCAAGUUGAUAAUUUCUCAACACAGAAUAAAAGGAGAUUUCUCGCUGGGUUUCUAGGAUGAAACUGACAGAAAUUGCAUAAGAAUAUGGGAGCUCAAACAAGGGUCAAUAAGAAAUUGAGCUUGUGAUAUGAUGUUCAGAAUCUAUUUCAAAGUCUGCGUUCGUAUUUCAAACCUGUGAAAAUCUGUAAAAACAAAUGAGAAUGUCUAAAUAAUAUUUUUGGAUAAAUCGAAACAACAGUACAUGCACACAAAUGCACAUUUAAGUGUGAAUUUUGGCCCUGCUUUGGGCUGUAAAUAUAGAACUAAAAUUCAUACAUGGGAACAUGGAAUACUUAGUUUCACAUCAUGAAUCUGAAAUGAGAGUCAUUGUGCAGAACGAGAAAGCCUUUCAUAGACAAUGUGAACAAAGUAGUUGAAAGUAACCGUAACAUGUACUCAAGUACUGUUCUUACGUACAGAUUUGAGGUACAUUUAAUGCUACUCCACUUUUCACUACAUUUUCUUUAGGUUUUAGUUACUUUGCAGAUUCAAAUUAAUAAUACAUAACAUAAUCAACACAUAAAUUGAUCAUACAUUAUUAUAGAUUAAGCUACCCAGCACUACAUAAAGUAGUUAAUAUUAGCCCCACCUUUACUAGCUGCAACAUUAAAGUGAUUAAUAAUCCAAUAAUAUAGUACAUUGUUCUGAAAUGGGCUAUUUUGCAUUGGAAGUACUUUUAUUUUUGGUACUUUAAGUAAAAUAUAGAAUGCAUGACUGAACUUGUAACUGAACUUCUACACUUUGGUUUUGUAGUUGUAGAGUAUUUCUUCCACCUCUGUGUACAUUUGUACAUUCUCAUCUUUUGCUACAUCUUCAAAUCUUUUCUACCCCUUUACAAACUUGAAUCUCUUGUGCACAAUUCCCCCCAUCCCAUACAAAGCAUGAUAUACAACCACAAGCUUUGACAUUAGUAUCAUUUCACAAGCUCGAUAUCUCAUUGACCCCUUGUUUGAGCCCAUAAGAAGAAGGUUGUGUUUAUGCUGUGAAUGUACAAUAAAGUGAAUUCCUCCCUCCAGUGUAAAAGGCCCAUGUUGUUUGCUCUGCAGAGCGAAGAUGCCUGGAGGAAUUCACAACUUGGCAAACUAUUCUCAGAAAUUGUUCAGUGGCAGCGGUGUCCCCCCCCCCCGUGUGCAGUAUUGUCGUCAUGGCAACAACUCCAGCUGUGACACAGAGACUGCAACCCGUUAAUAAAGGAAUCACAGCUCUUGUUGACUGAAAGUUGGCAUACCUUACUGAAAAAAAAAUUUAAGGAACGUCUACAUAUCACACCAGUCUAUGGACUAAUUUUAAAGUAGACUGAUGUCUGAAAUAUGCAGAGUGCUAGGUUAGAUUUUAAUGUUGCCGAUCAAUAGGCAGCUCUGUGUGCAUGCAAUAAUGUGUGAUUGAUUUAUUUGGACUCCCAAUUAGUGGCUACCAGGGAUGCGACAAUAUGAUUAAUUUUUAUUUUUGGAUUGUUGUGUCCCUUUUUGCCUUGUUGACAUUUACUUUUGAUGGAUGUUUGAGCUUUGGUAAAGAGCAAGCAGACAGUUCAGUGUAGCAGGAAAAUGUAUGGGUAAAUGUAAUCAUUCUGGCGAGGACAACAUGUUGCAUUGAAAAAAACAAUAUGUUUACCGACAUUGUUAUAUCUUUUUUUUCUUUCUGCUUCAAGCUUUGAGAUUGCCAAUAAUUGUGUUAUGUUGUGCCAUCAAUGGUGCUUUUAGAUGAAAGUGCAUAUACAAAUGAGAUGAUGGAGCCAUUAUGGAAACAGCCAUCAAGUGGUUUUGAAAGCUAUUUUAGAAACGCUGCAGCUCAGGGAUAUUUCAAGACACAGAAUUACCCAGACAAGAAUGGGCAGAAAGUAAUUAUGGAUAAAUGCUAUUCAUGAUGUCUCAAGCCAUUUGACAAGUUAAAUCGUAUAUAUUUGCUCUCAUGGGGACUUGAGCAGCUGUUUGACAAGUUUAACAUGUUGCACGGGCUCCUGUAAACAACACAACACUUUUAAAUGAAGUAAUGAUUUGGUUCUGAGAGUGUUUCUGGUGGCUCAUGAUUCACAUUGAAGCUAGCAACUGAAGUGGAAGCCAUUGGGUCUGUAGCAUAAUCCUGUUCCUUGAAACACCCUUCAGAGUGCUUACAUCAACGCUUCACUGUAAACAUAUUGCUGGUUAUAUAAUCUGCGCUUGACUAACAUCACUGACUAACUCAUUGUUUAUUAAAACAAAUUAUAAUUUUG